GAAAAUAAUACUCGCUAAAAGUAAAUCCCUUGUGUCUCGGAACUCAUUUGGUAUAUAAAAAAUGUUGACAUUGAGAGAAGGGCAAGGGCUGCGGAACACGGCUCCCUCCCUCCUGGCACUGUUUGCCUUGGCAGCACUAAGUGUGGCACUGCCCGGCCUACCAGAGCCAUGACCACCCUCGCCGUACCCACCUACAGUCAGACACUUGAGAGGCGGAGGUCAGUGAGUGUCAGUGAACCUGAUAUUGAUGUUAACCUUCGAGUCGUCUGUUAUGAUGAUACUGUGCGCAAGCUUGACAAUUACUAUGGCAUUGUCAAGAGGCAGCUGCUCCAAAACCAGAGCAUCAGUCUUGGCAUCUUCCCCAGCACCAGCCAGGACCAUCGCGUGGCUGACAUCCGCACAUCCAUCUAUUGCGCUGCAUCCAUAUGGAGCCUCUUCCAGGCCUACAGACGAAUUGAUGAUGACCGAGGGAAAGCUUAUGAGCUGGGUCAGUCCUGUGUCAAGUGUAUGCGUGGGAUCUUGACCUGCUGGAUGCGGCAAUGCAAGGAGGUGGAGUGCUUCAAGAAAGGGCAACAGCCUAAGUUUGCCCUCCAUGCCAAGUUCCAUCUGCUCACAGGAGAGGAAGUGAUCUCCAGUGAUGAGUAUGGCCACCUGCAGAUUGACAUUGUGUCCUUGUACCUGCUGUUCCUUGUGCAGAUGAUCACCUCAGGCCUGCAGAUCAUUUACACUAUGGACGAGGUCACCUUUGUGCAAAACCUUGUGUACUAUGUUGAGCGUGCCUACCGCACCCCAGACUUUGGCAUGUGGGAACGUGGUAGCAAGUACAACAAUGGUACCCCAGAGCUGCAUGCCAGUUCAAUUGGUAUGGCCAAGGCAGCCCUAGAGGCCAUCAACGGCUGUAACUUAUUUGGUGAGAAAGGUGCCUCAUGGUCAGUCAUCUUUGUAGACAUUGAUGCACACAACAGAAACCGCAGCAUCUUUGAGACCCUCCUGCCAAGGGAGUCCAGCUCUAAGAAUGUGGAUGCCAGUCUUCUGUGUGCCAUCUCCUUCCCAGCAUUUGCCACUCAUGACCAGAUGCUGUAUUCCAAGACACACUCACAGAUUGUUGGCUCCCUAGAGAGCAAACAUGGCUUCAAAAGGUUCCACCGGGAUGGCUAUGGCACAGUGUUGGAAGACAAGAAGAGGAGAUACUACCACAUUGCUGAAACCAAGGAAUUUGAGAAAAUAGAAUGUGAAUGGCCUCUGUUCUUCCUGUUCAUGAUCAUCGAAGGAAUGUUUAAGGGGAAUGAAGAGCAAGUGGAACAGUAUAAGAACAAACUGAAACCGCUGGUCAAGAGGGACAAGUGGGGAGACCCAGUGAUCCCCAAGUACUAUUUUAUUCACAAGGACCAGGUGAACAUGGAGCGUGCUAACCCAGGAUCUCAGUGUCGACAGCCCAGUUCUGAGGGCACCUCCAGGAACCUUUUCCUGUGGGGCCAGAGUGUGUGGAUAAUUGCCUCGCUGCUCAUGGAUAGCCUCCUUCAUAUCAACGAGCUUGAUAUUAUUCGUCGUCAUCUUCCAUCUUACAACCGUCCACGUAAAGGAGGACGUUACUCAGCCUUCCAGCGUCCAAGGUACAUCAAAGAGAGCAAGAACAACAAAGGCACAGCCAGUGACCUGGUGGUGCAGGUGGUUCUCAUCGCUGAGAGUAUGCGGUUACAAGCAAUGAUGGCCACCUAUGGCAUCCAGACACAGACUCCUCAUGAGGUUGAGCCUGUCCAGAUCUGGCCGCCACGGGAGCUGGUCAAGAUAUACCAAAACCUUGGGGUGAGCGAAAAAUUGGGGCUGCAGGGUCGCCCUACACGUCCCAUCGGAGCAUUGGGCACCAGCAAGAUAUAUCGUGUGUGUGGCCAGACUGUGCUGUGUUACCCACUAGUGUUUGAGGUGAGUGACUUUUACCUCUCUCAUGACAUGGCAUUGCUCAUUGAUGACAUCAAGUCUGAGCUGCACUUCGUUGGCAAGUACUGGCGCCUGUCUGGCCGUCCCACCGUCUGCAUCCUCAUACGAGAGGAACACAUGAGAGAUGUACAUUUCCGGGAGCUACUGGACUUGCUGGCCAUGCUGAAAACUGGUUAUUGUGAUGGCUUGAAGGUGCGCACAGGCCGUCUUCAGAAUCUCAUCUCCUCCUCCUGCAUAGAACACCUUGACUUCAUGAAUGCCCUGGAUAUUGACCUGGACAUCAAGCCAUUUGAGCAGCUGCAGCAUGCCAGCAUCGGCUACCAGUCCCUAACUGAUGUGCCUCGUGCCAUCACCUACUCUGAGGAUUCCAUGAGCUUCAAAGACAUGGAUCUACAACCAACACAUGAGGUGAUCAAUGUCCUGCGCUCAGUAUCCACUCUGCACGGACAGACACAGUUGUUGGGGAUCCUUCUGCGCCGUGAGGGACCAAAUUUCCAGGUAGAUGGGCAUCCAGUGGGAGAUCGGGUCUGUGCCCUCCUCCGCCAGGCCUCCUCCCUUCGCUACUGGCGCACGGUGCGAGAAUGCACUGCGUUACUCUCCAAGGAGGUGGAAUCUAUCUCGCCUUACAUCACAACUGUCUUGGUAUCUGGAAAGCAGCUGACAGUGGGCUAUGGCAAGGAGGAGGUGCUACUGGAUAAGCCAGUGCAGCCGGGUGGAAUCCAUGACCUCUUCUACAACACUUCCCUUCAGACUCACAAUGUGGUGCAGGCAGUACUACAGCAGGAGGUUGUACUCUACUGUGGAAAGCUCAUUGCCACACACACUCACCUCUUCAAUGGCAUUCUUAACAUCAGAAUUGG
This is a messenger RNA of Eriocheir sinensis (Chinese mitten crab), 2798 nucleotides long. Its product is annotated as probable phosphorylase b kinase regulatory subunit beta. NCBI's taxonomy places the organism in Eukaryota, Metazoa, Arthropoda, Malacostraca, Decapoda, Varunidae. The record is from RefSeq and is a predicted model, not a curated record. Gene Ontology annotation, cellular component: phosphorylase kinase complex. Gene Ontology annotation, biological process: glycogen metabolic process. Gene Ontology annotation, molecular function: calmodulin binding.